Molecule: messenger RNA, 951 nt
Organism: Dichotomopilus funicola
Lineage: Eukaryota; Fungi; Ascomycota; Sordariomycetes; Sordariales; Chaetomiaceae
Exons: 2
Coding region: 1-951 (316 amino acids)
Source: RefSeq, a predicted model, not a curated record
AUGUGUGACCAGGACCCAUCAACCCCCUUUUGCACUCCCCAAGACGGCGCAUCCUUCCAAAUCGGAACAGCCAUCCAAGUAACCUGGUCCCCCGAUUUCUUCACCCUCUCCAACCCCCCGGGCCCAGCACCCCCCCAAAUCUUCCUCCAAGUCGACUUCCCCCUCACUACUCCCGGAGCGCCCUCAACAAUAGGCUUCACCUCCCCAGCCCUCGACCUCACAGCCGGCUCCUUCACCUGGCCCAUCCUCGAUACCUAUCUCCCGAUUCCCAGCUCUACUGCUACAACCAACACCACAACAACGAUAACAGCAACCCUUUCCCUCGCCGUACCUCUCUCUCAGAACCCUGCAAACGGGACUUUUGUACGGAUUGGCUCGGGGACGAUGCGUUUCCCAGGACCGAGCGUGAUACUUUUCCGCGAGGGAGAAAGCCCCCCUUCGGGAGAGAGUAGCAGUAUGGCCGGCGAUAUGGCUGGCAAUAUGGAUGGAACAAAUCCCUUUGCAACACCACAGCGGCCGCAACAACAGAUGAACACAGCACCAGGCAUGGUAAACCCCCUUGCUGUAGCACUACCUACCACUCUGGCGGUGCUUACUGCGAUCGGAAUGGUGGUUUACUACAUCGUUGUUCGACGUCGUCGUCAAGGGUACGGGGUACGGCUCUGGCCGUUCGGUGCUAAGAAUAAGACCAAUAACGCUCGUGGCCAAACAGGGGAGGUGGGUACGUUUGGUAUUGGUAAUAUGGGUAAUAAUGGGAAGCUGGGGAAGGGAUCGGCUGGGGUGAGAUUGGGGGGGAAGAGAGUGGAGAUUAGGGUUGUGCAGACGGAUGUUGAGGGGUUGAGGGGGAAUGCGGAGAGGUGGUUUGCUGGUGGGGGGGUUGGUGAGGAGGGUGGAGGUGAGGGGAAUGUGUUUAGGGAGGAGGUGAGGAGGCAGGAGAGGGAGAGGUUUUAG